UUCCGUGGUACUUCCUCUCUGGCUGACUGAGCUGACGGCACCCAGACCUGGGGCCAGGCCCCUGGCACUGGGACAGACCCAGGGAGAGGUCACACCACCCUGCCCCGACCCUGGGAUUGGCACCAGCUUCCAACCAGCAACUAGCAACGCCUAUCCUCGCAAUGGCUGUCAACACUACAUCUCCUGCAGCACCCCACUUGGCCAAUGUCAUGUUCAUCUCUUUCCUGGCCAUCAUUUUCCUGUCGGUGGCGCUGGCUGUGGGGCUUCCUGGCAAUCUCUUCGUGGUGUGGAGCAUCCUGGUAAAGAUGCGGAAGCGCUCGGUCACUGCCUUGCUGGUGCUGAACCUGGCCGUGGCUGACCUGGCUGUAUUGCUCACUGCCCCCUUUUUCCUCUCCUUCUUGGCCCAACGCACCUGGUUGUUUAAAUUGUUUGGCUGCCUCCUCUGCCACUAUAUCUGCGGAGUCAGCAUGUACGCCAGCGUGCUGCUGAUCACCGCCAUGAGUCUGGACCGCUCGCUGGCAGUGGCCCGCCCCUUCUUGUCCCAGAAGGUGCGCACCAAAGCCGUCGCCUAUCGGGUGCUGGUGGGCAUCUGGGUGGUCUCCGUGCUGCUGCCCACGCCCGUCAUCGCCUACCGCAACGUGGUCAACCUGAACAACAGGACUCUGCUCUGCUCAAUGAACUACCCCAGCGAAGGCCACAGGGCCUUCCAUCUGAUCUUUGAGACCCUCACGGGCUUCCUGCUGCCCUUUCUGGCGGUGGUGGCGAGCUACUCGGACAUCGGGCGCAGGCUGCAGGCCAGGCGCUUCCGCCGCAGCCGCCGCACCGGCCGCCUGGUGGUGCUCAUCAUCCUGGCCUUCGCCGCCUUCUGGCUGCCCUACCACGUGGUGAACCUGGCCGAGGCGGGCCGUGCGCUGGCCGGCCAGGCCUAUGGCUCUGGGCCCCAGGGGAAGCGGCUGGAGCUGGCCCGCAAAGUGCUCAUCGCGCUCGCCUUUCUGAGCAGCAGCGUGAACCCCGUGCUGUACGCAUGCGCCGGCGGCGGCCUGCUGCGCCAGGUGGGCGUGGGCUUCAUGGCCAAGAUGCUGGAGGGCACCGGGUCGGAGGUGUCCAGUACACGCCGCGGAGGCACCCUGGGACAGACCAUGAGGAGCGCUCCCGCCACUCCGGAGAAUGGCACCUCUGAAAGCCUCACUGCCUCUCGCGAGACUCUGGAGUGAAGCAAACUGGGGCAUGAUGGUGAAAAGAGGCUCGUUUUCCUCUCGGCGGAAUGCUCCCACACUGGCCAGACCCUAUUCUGUACCCCAAGGUGGAGAUUGGGUGUGGAGGGUGGGGCUGCGGGGUGGGGGCGGAAGAGAGGGAAAGGAGGAGCCACUGUCAGCCAGACUGAGAGCAUGCUCUGGCCUGGCUCCAGCUGGGUGCUUUGCCAUUAAAACUGAAGUCUGAAAUCCCAUCAACCCUGUGAGUGGGGCGUGUGUUAUGGGAACUGGGAUACUCAUGGGUGGCCCUUUUGGAGUCCUUCCCAAUAGUCCUUUAGUUCCCAGUGAUUUUCAAUUCUGGAAGGACACGGGGAUGUAAAGGCAUACCUAGAAAUCACUUCUCCUUCCAGGCAAUUCUGUGGCAUGUGUUCUGCUGAUCAUACAUUGAAAAACCUGGGUUUACAGACUCCUAAAAUAGCUGAUGAGAAAGACCACCCAUGUGGACUCAUCACUCCAGACUCCCUGACUCAGGGGGCCUUCUGAGAAAACCUAGCGCUGCUGUGAAAUGUACUCUGAUGCCUGUGAUAGGUAUCGCUAUUAGCAUGACUCCAACUUCCUGCCAAUAAUCUUUGCCCUCUCAGCAGAAGAUGUUCUAGGGAGUGCCCUGCCUUUCUUCCAUCUCCCAAGGAAGCCUGAUUUGCGAGCCACGUCAUCAGAUUUUAUCCCCUCAAAUUCUGCAGAUCAUCAGCCUUUCGCCAGCCCCCAACACAUGCCGUGGCACAGGGCGGGCCAAGGGCCCUCUGUGGCCAUGAUCACCUGUAGGCAAGAGAUUCCGAAAAGCCAGAGGGAUGAGUCAUUAUUUCCUAGGGAUGACUGUUGUCUUCAGGGGCCUUGGCCCAGCUCUGUUAGAUAUCUAGGUGUUAAAACAUCCCCUACAGACUCCAAAAUAUGAGCAGGUGAGAAUAAACCAUCAAUGCUCCAAGACCAACGUCUGUCAGCAUCUGUGG
Messenger RNA from Choloepus didactylus (southern two-toed sloth), 2200 nucleotides. RefSeq names its product leukotriene B4 receptor (gene LTB4R). The record is from RefSeq and is a predicted model, not a curated record. Gene Ontology annotation, cellular component: plasma membrane. Gene Ontology annotation, molecular function: leukotriene receptor activity; complement receptor activity. Gene Ontology annotation, biological process: complement receptor mediated signaling pathway; positive regulation of cytosolic calcium ion concentration; phospholipase C-activating G protein-coupled receptor signaling pathway. The transcript is spliced from 2 exons. Bases 162 to 1214 code for a protein of 350 amino acids. NCBI's taxonomy places the organism in Eukaryota, Metazoa, Chordata, Mammalia, Pilosa, Megalonychidae.